This is a messenger RNA of Hippocampus comes (tiger tail seahorse), 2853 nucleotides long. RefSeq names its product F-box and WD repeat domain containing 5 (gene fbxw5). Gene Ontology annotation, cellular component: Cul4-RING E3 ubiquitin ligase complex; SCF ubiquitin ligase complex. Lineage: Eukaryota; Metazoa; Chordata; Actinopteri; Syngnathiformes; Syngnathidae. The transcript is spliced from 10 exons. Gene Ontology annotation, biological process: protein ubiquitination. The record is from RefSeq and is a predicted model, not a curated record. The coding region runs from base 114 to 1937 and encodes 607 amino acids. Gene Ontology annotation, molecular function: protein binding.
UGUGGCUCCUCUGUGAUAUGUUGUCAUUUUCCAAGCGGCUACCCGCCUGCCGCCUGCCCACCACAAGCCUACUUUGAUCGAGCAGUUUCUGACAUAAAAUCUAGGAUGUUAGGAUGGAGUGUGGCCCAUUUCUGCCAGACAUUCUGGUGUUGGAGAUUUUCCUGCGUCUGCCCCACGACGCCGUGCUGAGAGCGGGCCUCACCUGCCGCCAGUGGCUGGCCGUAUCCAGAGACGAGUUCUUAUGGAGGGAGCUCUUCUACUCCUACUAUCGCAUCCCCCGCACUGUACCCCAACACCCAGCGGCCGUGUCGUGGUACAGGGAGUUCAAGCGCCUCUUUGACUGUAUCCCGUGUGUCGAGGUUCAAACGCUGAAGGAGCACAGCGACCAGGUACUCCAUUUGGCCUUCUCCCAUCGGGGUCACCGCUUCUCCUCGUGCUCCAAAGACUGCACUGUCAAGCUUUGGGACACGGAGCGGCACGAUGGCAACAUCGCCUUGGUGCACAGCUCCAGCAUGCGCCAGUUCAACUGGGGCUACACGCAGUUCUCGCAGUUCAACGCCGACGACAGCCUGCUGCUGGUGUCCGGCGUCUACCUGGGCCCGCACCACUCCUCCUCGGGGGAGAUCGCCGUCCUCAGUCUUGAGAACUACACUCUGCUGUCGCGGGUGAAAAACAAGCCGUACGACGUGUUUGGCUGCUGGCUCAAUGAGACCCACCUGAUCUCAGGCAACCUGCACUGGAUCGGAAACAUGACCUCCUGCUCCGUGCUCUGGCUCAAUAAAGCCUUUCAGGAUAUCGAGUCUGAGAACAUCAACGUAGUGAAGCGCCUUUUCAAGAUCCAGAACAUCAACGCCAGCACCAUCCGCACCGUCAUGGUGGCCCACUGCCGGCGCCACGACAACCCCGACCUUCUGGUGGACUACGAUGCUCAGUGCCAGGCCCGCAGGCAGAAAGGUCAGCAGCGUCAGCCGCAUCAGCCGCUGCUCUUCGACUUGGGGACGUCCAGCAGCGAAGAGGAAGACGAGGAGGACGCGGUGAGCCCGAGAGACGGCAGAUGUCACGGCACGGCCGCUCAAGCCGCCGUCUCCAGCCUGGAGCACUUGAAGGAGAGUUGUAAGAACCUGGACCCCAGCCAGGUGGCCCUCGAGAGACAGGUGGCUCAGAUGAUGGGCCGGGUCCACACCAAAGCCCCGGACUCCAGCCUAAUGGAGACCUCGGAGUCCGGCGACGGCGAAGACAAGACUUACUUAUUGUUUACCACCGGCAGCCUUACGUACUCUCCUCACCAGAUAGGCAUUAAGAGGAUCAAGCCGGACCAGAUGACCACCUGCGGACCCGUGCUGGGAGAAGAACGUAGCUCCUACGAGUUCUUUGAUUCACUGGACCACGUCAUCGAUAUCCACGGGCACAUCAUCGGGAUGGGUCUCUCUCCGGACAACCGGUAUCUGUACGUGAACAGCCGGGCGUGGCCCGCGGGCUGCAUUAUCUCGGACCCCAUGUGCCCGCCCCCCAUCGCCGAGGAGAUCGACCUUCACGUAAUCGACUUAAAGAGUCUGAGGGAGGAGCGGCGUAGCCUUCGCGCCCACCGAGCUUUCACGCCCAAUGACGAGUGCUUCUUCAUCUUUCUGGACGUCAGCAGAGACUUUGUCGCCAGCGGCGCCGAGGACAAGCACGGCUACAUCUGGGACCGCCACUACAACAUCUGUCUAGCGCGGCUGGCCCACGACGACGUGGUCAACUCGGUGGCCUUCAGCCCCGCCGACCAGGAGCUGCUGUUGUCCGCCAGUGACGACGCCACCAUCAAGGUGUGGCGCUCCCCCCGAGCUGUGCGCCUGGCACGGGACGCCGCCCGUCGGCCCGCCCGCCGGACGCUCCGCAGCACCGGCCUACUGGCCUCCUGGCUCAACCGCGGUAGGGGCGUCAAUGGCAAGCCUUGAGGGACGCUGUCUGGUCACCAGGGGGCGCCGUUUCUUAAGCGCCACACUUGGACCGCUGACAGCUGUGCUGUGAACAACUGUCACAAAAUAUUUUUAACAGGGAAAAAAAAGGACAUUUCUUUUAGCUUUUUUUUUUUUUUACUUUUCCAUGCAGAACUCCAGGCAUGACAUGGAAAAAAAAAUCAACUGUGGCCACAGUAAAGAUAAAAUGUGUCUCCAAAAUGAUAAUUAGUUGCCUGAACUGGACCUAGCAGACAAAAAAAAGAAAAAAAGAAAAAAAGAAAUAGGCAUGGCUAUGAGAAAACUAAUCAGUGGGCCUAUGGCAAGGAGAAAAAUGUUGCUGAACCUGCAAAUAACAUGAAACCUCAGAGGAAUCCUUUUGGAGGCUCUCUAAAAACACACCGUAUAUCAUGAACAAAUCUUUUCUUUUUUUGUAAUUGAGCAUGUCCCCUCGGAGGUUGUUACAAGAUGGAUCCUGGAUGUUAUGUUUUUAUCAACACGUGCUUCAAUAUUGAAUACAGCAGGCUAAUACGUAUUUUAUAUUAAAUAUAAAAAGUGCACGGUGACAACAGAAACACUCGCAGGACAUACCAUUAGGCACACCUGUACCUUUUUUGUACCCCUCUUGUGUAGCCAAAAUAUUAGUAACGCAGUCAAGACAUUGUUCAAGUAUGACGGUGCCAUCAAACACUGCUGCUGAGGUUGUGCAGGUGUACCUAAUAAUGUGUCCUGUGGACGGAUAUCAGUCGCGCAACCCCUUAAUUUGUCUUUUUUUUCCUUUUAAUUUAAAAGUUUCCAUCCCUUAAUUGGAUGUGUGAAAUUGUUUCCCCUUUAAUAAUCCCUCUAGGACUACAAAUAUUUUUUUUCCCCCACACAUGACAUAUCCAAAAUAAAUAUCGUAUGUGUUCCAACUGCA